CUUUCUGAUCCAUCCCUCCUAUACGCUCAUAACUAUAUAAAUGAGGACCUGGAAUAGACCCAGUCAAGUCAGAAAAGGAAUACAUUGGUGUCUGAGCUUAUGGCGGGGUCCAAUGGCACAAAUGGUGAUUUGCCUUUCACUCACCAGCAAGUCUUUAAGCUUGAUAUGGAUGCUGGAACCAGCACUAAAACUGCAGUGGCUGUGUUAACAUCUCUGUUUUUCUUUUCUGUAAAUUGUAUGAUGCUCUCUGUUCUAAAAAGCAAGCGCAUGUUCUAUGAGACGCCACGCUAUAUACUGUUUGGUCACAUGCUUAUGAAUGACUCUGUGCUUUUGCUGGUCACAACUGUAAUGUACACUCUUGCACUCUGUUUUCUUCCAAUACAUAAAUCCAUAUGUACUCUGUUAGUCUUGAUUUCAUACUGUACAUUCUUUAAUGCUCCUCUGACCCUAGCACUGAUGUCUCUGGAGCGGUAUGUGGCAAUCUGCUUCCCUCUGAGACACUGCACCAUCGCCACACCUAAAAGAACUGGAAUCGCCAUUGGAAUCAUCUGGUUUCUUAGUUCUGUAAAUGUUGUGAUUGAUAUUAUUAUUGCUUUAAUUAAUAACCCAAAUUAUUUAGCAGAAAUUGCAUUUUGCACACUAGAGAAAUUGUUUAUAGGCAAAUGGCAGAUAGAUAAAUCCCAAGGGUUUGAUGUGCUUUAUUUUGUGUCUGUUGCAGUGAUCAUUAUAUUCACAUAUAUCAGCAUUAUGAUCACAGCCAGGUCUGUUUCCGCUGAUAAAGAAUCUGCUAAAAAAGCCCUCAGAACAGUGAUGUUGCACUUGAUUCAGCUGGGACUGUGUCUCACCUCUUUUCUAUAUGCCACGAUAGAGAGAACGCUAUACAUGGUGAUAGGAAGUGGUUCUCCUCUCUUCAUAAAUCUGAGAUAUUUAAAUUAUAUUAUUGUUCUUAUUCUACCACGUUGUUUGAGUCCUCUGAUCUACGGCAUGAGAGAUGAAGCCGUGUGGCCCUUGUUCAAAUAUUUUGUAUGCUAUCGUUCAAGCAAAGUAAAGCCCUCUGUUAAUGUACACUAA
Molecule: messenger RNA, 1071 nt
Organism: Danio aesculapii
Lineage: Eukaryota; Metazoa; Chordata; Actinopteri; Cypriniformes; Danionidae
Gene: or92a1
Product: odorant receptor, family 92, subfamily A, member 1
Exons: 2
Coding region: 100-1071 (323 amino acids)
Biological process (GO): G protein-coupled receptor signaling pathway
Cellular component (GO): membrane
Molecular function (GO): G protein-coupled receptor activity
Source: RefSeq, a predicted model, not a curated record